AUGGCUCCGAUAUGGACGUGGCGCAUCAAUGUUCUCUUUCUCGUCGCCGUCGCCCCUCUUCCAGAAGUCGGCGUAGAUGGGCUUCGCGCUGAUUCGACUGCUGGGGUGUCUGGCGGUCCCGCAAGCUUUUGCGUUUGGGCAUUCGAGGAUGUGCAGAGACGACACUCUCUCACGAGGAUUCAGGAGGAUGCCAAACAUAUAGGAAGAGCUGGUGCAUGCGCAUAUUGGCAGUUGUUCACCUCCAGGGCUGGUGUUCUCAGAGGAUGGCCCUCCACACAGCAAAGAUACAUAAGCGGAUCUGGAAAGCAGCUACAGGCUAGAGGAGAGCAUGAAGAGCUCACCAGCGACUCUGCGGCUGCAGCCAGACUUGAACGCAGACAUGGCAGCUUUUUCGGCACUGUUGCCGUUGCGAACUUGGCUGCUCAGACGAACAUCGAGCAUUUGAUCUCGCAGAUUCAGCCACUGCGCUGCGGACGUCCUGCAGACGCGUCCACAUAUCCAUCACAGCUGACUUUGUUGCUCACUCCAUCGUUCGCGAAGCAUGCCACAGACGCUGAACUGCCAAUUCGGGUCCUGGAACGAUUUCAUUCCCGUGCAGCGGUGGACAAGCCCAUUGAUGCUAUUACUGCUGUAGUCGACCGACUACCGAUACCUAACGGCUCUGAAUAUGGCUGCGAAGGCAUAGCAUACGCGCUCUUUACGGAGGCUAAGCCACUGGACACGGAGUCGCAAGUAGCUCUCCGCAAAGAGAAGACCAAGCCCGGCUCUCUGUGCUUCCAUAUCCCUACGUACAAAGGGUGUCAUCGGCUUUAUCACACGCAGAUUCAGUUGCCUUUGGCGCAAACGAUAUUCUCAACAGGCCUGCCAUCAACGUUGAUUCAUAAUCAUUACGAGCCCAGUAGCGGAGAUGGCAGACAAAGGCUAGUCCAAACUAGAGAGCUCGAAUCUCAUGAGGUCCGCCUCGCGGUGCGGAAUCUUGACCAGUCGCUCAGCUAUGACGCUCCACUGGUACCGUUGACUCCAUUCAGACUAAUCCAGAACUCCAUGGGCAACAUUGUUAGGACUUUGGCGCCUGUAACUGCGACAGAACAUCGACCCAUUUUCGAUCUGAAAGGCGACAAAGUUGCUUAUGAUCAGAAUAUUGGGGAAUAUAAGAGCCAAGAGGGAAGAGCUUUCCCAGCCUCACAGGAGCUUGAAGCGGCAGUUCAGGACUACUUCAAGAAGCUCGACAUCGUCCCGGAGCCAGUGCAGGUCUGGGCGCUGGUCAUCCCUUCGCCAACAAAAGUGAGCAACAGCGAGGACAACAGCUUGGCACAGCUCACGGCACUCGACAAGGAAGACAUUCGCUCACUGUGGUCACCGAUUCUCGAUCAACGCACACAGCCAGCGAAGGAGUUAAGUAAUGUCACUGGGGGCUAUCGAGCUGGAUUGCGCAAGGCGCAGUUUUUCCCUAUGUUGCUCGAAGGAGCACGCUUUAUCAAAGUUCUUUCUGGCGGCGGCGGAUGGGGCAAAAAGGCCGGUCUUCUCAGCUUCGACCCAGACUCUUCCUAUAGUACACGCGAAAUACGUAGCCAAACGGGUUGGAAUUUCUCCCUUGAUGAUGAGAAAGCCUUGCAGGAGUCCCAAAAGCAAGCUCUUGGAGAAGUCGUGAAAGAAGGGGAGCUGGUCGCGUUUUACAUGGCUAGGAGUGAAAAUGCUGAUACAGCAUUAAAGCAAGGACUUUUGGGUGAAGCUUCUUUGAAUGGGCCUACGCUUCAGGAAGCUGUCACGUUCGGCGCCAUCCCAUCAAGCAUCGAGAGUGCUUCAGGCAGGUCUGCUAUGUCUGAUGAUUCCGAUGAGUAUCGAAAUAGCAUUCGGCAUUUCGUCAAUCAAUUUGGAGCCCUUUCAGAGGGGGGCAUGGCAGUAACAUUGACCAAAGAUGGCACGGUGCUCACGCAAACGAAAAUGGAUAUGCCGUUCGGGAAGCUCAGACUAGCGCUUGGGUCGAAAGCAUCCGAGCAAUGA
This is a messenger RNA of Pseudocercospora fijiensis CIRAD86, 2004 nucleotides long. RefSeq lists its product as uncharacterized. The record is from RefSeq and is a predicted model, not a curated record. The coding region runs from base 1 to 2004 and encodes 667 amino acids. NCBI's taxonomy places the organism in Eukaryota, Fungi, Ascomycota, Dothideomycetes, Mycosphaerellales, Mycosphaerellaceae. The transcript has 2 exons.